ACCCCCAUCAGCUGGGGGGUAACACACCCGUGACACCACUCUCCAUCCUCAGCACCCCCACUGGGAACAGCCUCAGCGCCGCUGAGCUCACCUGUGGGAUGAUCCUGUGCUUGGCCAGGCAGAUCCCGCAGGCAGCUGCCUCCAUGAAGGAGGGCAAGUGGGACCGUAAGAAGUACAUGGGCAUGGAGCUGAACGGGAAGACAUUGGGCGUGCUGGGGCUGGGGCGCAUCGGCAGGGAGGUGGCCACCCGCAUGCAGGCUUUUGGCAUGAAGACCAUAGGCUACGACCCCAUCAUCACCCCCGAAGUCUCGGCUACCUUUGGCGUGGAGCAGCUGCCGCUGGAGCAGAUCUGGCCCCGCUGUGACUUCAUCACAGUGCACACCCCACUGCUGCCCUCCACCACAGGUACGGGGCGGGUGCUGGUGUGGGCACUGGGGGGUUUGAGGAGGGCUGGGGCUUUAAAUGUCCCCCUCUGGCCUCCCCGAUGAGUGCCAGGAGCUAAUGGCAGGACGGGACUGUGUUGGCAGGAGCCCCCGAAGGAUCGUGACCUGGUGAACCACCCCAAUGUCAUCUGCUGCCCACACCUGGGUGCCAGCACACAGGAGGCACAGAGCCGCUGUGGCAAGGAGAUCGCCAUGCAGAUCGUGGACAUGGCCACGGGAAAGGGGCUGGCCGGCGUAGUCAACGGGCAGGCUCUCAGCAAGGCUUUCGCACCCCAGACCAAGCCCUGGAUCACCCUGGCCAAGGCCCUGGGCUCGGUGCUGCGCCUGGUGGGGAAGCAAGCGCAGGGCAGUGUGCAGGUCUGCACCCUAGGGACACCUCUGCAGGAGGCAGGAAGCUACCUGACGCCCGCUGUAGCCGCGGGCAUGCUGGCCGGAGGGGCGCAGAAGGAGGUGACCCUGGUGAAUGCCCUGCUGCUGGCCCAGGAGGCUGGGCUGAAGGUCACGACCACCCACAGCAACGUGGCCCCUGAGCCCGAUGGCAGUGCCGGCUUGGUGCAGGUGUCCCUGCAGGGCACCCCACACCGGGUAGUGGGUACGGUGCAGGGCAGCACCCCGGUGCUGCGGGAGCUCAAUGGGGCCACCUUCAAGCAGCCAGCCCCGGUGGCUGGCCCCAUCCUCAUCUACAGAGCCAAAGCCUCCGAGCCCAGCAUGCUGCCUACGCUCACUGGGCUGCUGAGAAAGGCAGGGAUCCAGCUCCAGUCCUACCACAGCUCUGGCGUGGUAGCAGGGGAGCAGUGGAGCGCUGUGGGGCUCUCAGCCCCCUUGUCUGACCUCAGCGAGUUGAAGUCACACGUCAUGGAGGUCUUCCAGCUCCACCUGUAG
Messenger RNA from Mesitornis unicolor (brown roatelo), 1325 nucleotides. It is a transcript of the gene PHGDH, whose product is annotated as phosphoglycerate dehydrogenase. Gene Ontology annotation, molecular function: phosphoglycerate dehydrogenase activity; NAD binding. The record is from RefSeq and is a predicted model, not a curated record. The annotation marks the transcript as partial. Lineage: Eukaryota; Metazoa; Chordata; Aves; Mesitornithiformes; Mesitornithidae. The transcript is spliced from 9 exons.